AUGCGGUGCGAACGUUCGGUUCUCGAACUAAUUCACUCUUGCAAACAACACUUUGAUGUCUGCUUACUACAUGGCUCAAACCAGGUGAUCAUCAUUCAUUGGGAGCCACACAUUACCUCUCUCCAAGACUCGUAUCCAACACAACUAGGCUCACACCGCAAAAGACCUAAGCACCCUCAAAAGACUAGUAGCACCCUGUAA
Messenger RNA from Bipolaris maydis ATCC 48331, 201 nucleotides. NCBI's taxonomy places the organism in Eukaryota, Fungi, Ascomycota, Dothideomycetes, Pleosporales, Pleosporaceae. The record is from RefSeq and is a predicted model, not a curated record.